AUGCGUUUCCAGCCUUCCCCGAUCGCAUCUGUUGCUUUCGCACUCGCAGCACUCGCCAGUGCCAUCAACGCCCUUCCUCUCGGCGAUGACGCAGCAGACCUUGGCCCGUCCGAUCACAACAGCACGGCCGUCGAGAAACGCGCCAAUGUUCUGCCCGAAGACUGUCAAUUGGCGCAAUACUUCACCGGCAACGUCGACUGCUACUUCAAGCACAACGACGGCGCCGACUGGCUCAACUACAUUGUCCAAAUCACCCCUACCGGCCAGGACUCUGAUGGUUGGUGCAAGGGUAUUACCGACAACAUUAAGGGAACUUGCGGGAAGGAGGUGGCCCUCAAGGGCUGCAAUAAGAAGUGGGAGUGGAAGCAGAUUCAAAACCCGUCAACGAACGAGGCAUCCAUUGCCUACGGCAUCGACCUGAACUUCCAUUACAAGUGGCCGUGGAACGAGGAGACCCGCGACACUACUUGUGUUAAGGAGGCUAUUGAAAAGGCCACCUGCGGUGCUACUACCACUUGGACUCACGGCGGGUGCUACAGAUGGGCCGACUACCACUAG
Messenger RNA from Lasiodiplodia theobromae, 558 nucleotides. RefSeq lists its product as uncharacterized. NCBI's taxonomy places the organism in Eukaryota, Fungi, Ascomycota, Dothideomycetes, Botryosphaeriales, Botryosphaeriaceae. The coding region runs from base 1 to 558 and encodes 185 amino acids. The record is from RefSeq and is a predicted model, not a curated record. The transcript is spliced from 2 exons.